UUUUUAUCAACAUUUUCAUGUCUGCAAGCCUUUUUUCAAACAGCUUGUGUUACUCGUAACUUAUGAAUCAGUGAUAAAGCCACUGCGUGACCAAAAGGACGUUUGACAAUAAAUUCGUAGAUUAAUUAUAAAUGAUGACUGUAUUACAACUAAACAUUUUAACACUGAAUAUAUGGGGUAUCCCGUAUAUCUCAAAGGACCGUGAGGUACGAGUCAAAGCCAUCGGAGACGUUUUAGCGACGGGCGAAUAUGAUUUAGUUUCCUUGCAAGAAGUUUGGUCAGAUGCGGAUUAUCAACACUUGAAAUCACGUCUGGCGAAGGUUUUGCCGCACACGCAUUACUUUUAUAGCGGCGUGAUUGGGUCUGGGUUGUGUGUCUUCUCGAAAUUCCCCAUUGAAAAGGUGUUUUAUCACAGUUGGCGCUUGAACGGGUAUGUCCAUCGGAUACAGCAUGGCGAUUGGUUCGGCGGAAAAGGUGUUGGCUUGGCAAAAAUUAGAAUUAACGAUCAAUAUGUUAAUUUCUAUACGGCUCAUUUACAUGCCGAAUACGAUCGUGCAUGCGACGACUACAUGACUCAUCGUGUCAUCCAAGCAUUCGACACGGCGCAAUUUAUCGAAAGUACCCGCAGUCACGAUUGUGUCUUGCAAAUUCUCGCGGGCGAUUUGAACACUGAACCAAACGACUUGGCUCAACGAAUUAUUUUGACGACAUCUCGCAUGUACGACACAUUCCACUUGACCACAAAUGACCCCGAAUUCGGCACCAAUGAAUGCGAAAAAAACUCUUACACGGACAAAGCAGCUCUCGUAACAUGCCCAAAAGGCAAACGGAUCGACUACAUUUUCGUUCGUCCUGGUCAACAUCAAAAAAUCGAAGUAAACGAUUACAAGUUGCCCCUUCCGAAGCGAGUGCCGGGACACGAUUUCAGCUAUUCCGACCACGAAGCAGUUGCGGUGACACUAAAAUUGGCGUCGACAACGUCGAUUAGCGACGAAAAACGACUUUUGGAGAACGAGCAACAAAUAAUGGAGGAAAAUAAAGUCGCGCUUAGCGAAUGUAUCCGACAUUGCGACGAAAGUUUGAGGGAACUCCAAAAUAACAGGAAAAAUUAUUCGAUGGCAGCGAUUGCGAUGAUCGUGAUUUUGCUCAAUAUGAUUGAAUUGCAGGCGCCAUAUGGAGUAAAAACGGUAUUUUUGGUGGUAAAAAUUCUGCUGACAGCUCUUACGAUGUUCUUCAUCUUCAUGGGAACGAUUUGGAAUGUCAUUGAAAAGCACGGAAUCCUUUCGGGGAAAUUGUCCAUGGAAUUGUUGCUCAAAAGCAUCGAAAAAGUGAAUUCGUAAAAUGUGUCAGAUAUUAAAAAAAGUGGCAUUUAAUGCAUUUUUGACUGUGAAAUAAAAAAAUUAAAUUAAAAAAUAUAUUUUAUCAUUUUAACUCAAAAUGUCUCCUCAAAAAAAAAAAAAAAAAUAAAAAAAUCUAAAAAAAUAACAAAAA
This is a messenger RNA of Culicoides brevitarsis, 1491 nucleotides long. It is a transcript of the gene nSMase, whose product is annotated as putative neutral sphingomyelinase. NCBI's taxonomy places the organism in Eukaryota, Metazoa, Arthropoda, Insecta, Diptera, Ceratopogonidae. Gene Ontology annotation, molecular function: sphingomyelin phosphodiesterase activity. The transcript has 4 exons. The coding region runs from base 132 to 1340 and encodes 402 amino acids. The record is from RefSeq and is a predicted model, not a curated record.